CAGCAAUGGUUGAUGUUGUUCCCAAAGCAGAACAAAGGUUUUGUGUUAGGCAUAUUUGGGCUAACUUCAAGUUCAAAUUUGGUGGAUCAACCUUCAAGGAGCUAUUUUGGAGUGCAGCCAGGGCUACCACUUAUGUAAGUUGGUUUGCUUCAAGGAGCUAACUUAUGCUUCAUUGUUCUGAAUAUUAGUAUGCUUUUAUAUGCUUAAUUGUCUUGAUCUUUUAUAUGCUUUUAUAUGCUUUUAUACAUGUUGUCCUGAACUAGUAUGUCAUUGCAUAUUGUCAGUUUGAGUACGAAAUUGCCAUGGAGUCUAUCAAACUCCUUGAUGAAGAGGCAUAUGAGUAUUUACUCAACAUUCCCACCAUUCAUUGGUGUAGACAUGCAUUUACACCAAAGUGCAAGUCCAACAUGCUAUUGAACAACAUUUAUGAGACUUUCAAUGCAGUAAUUAAGCCUACCAGAGAUAAACCUAUCCUCACCCAAAUGGAAUGGAUGAGGAGGUACAUAAUGAAUAGGAAUAAUGAAAAGUAGGAGGAUUCAAAAAAAAUUACAAGCAACUUAGUGCCAUAUGUGAGGAAUGUUCUGGGAAGGAUAGACUUUGUGGCUAGGUCCUGUGUGGUGCAACCAUCAAGAGGGAAUACAUUUGAGGUGCAGCUGAAGGAUGACCAGGUGUUGGUUGAUUUAAAGAAAGAGACCUACACAUGUUACCAUUGGGAACUCACUAGCAUUCCUUGUGUUCAUGCUUAUGCAUGCAUAUUGGACAUGAGGGGUGACAUAGAGGCAUAUGUUGACCCAUACUAUACCAUGGACACAUACAGGGCUACUUAUGAACCAGUUAUCCAACCAAUGCCUGGUCCCAAGCACUAGGAGAGAGUCAAAAUGAGGGAACCACAACCUCCUUCUUUUAAGGUGCAACCUGGGAGACCAAAGAGCAAAAAAAGGAAGCUUGAGCCAGGAGAAUGCUCUAUUGCAGGUGGUCAACCAAGCACAACAUUGCGGAAGAAGCAAUGCAGUCACUGUAAGGGAUUUGGGCAUUAUGCCAAGACCUGCAAACUACCUGCUGCACCAGAUACAGAUGUGACAAAGUUAGCAGGCAGACCCCCCUUGAACACUCCCUUGGAUGGUGGAGGAGAGGAAGAAGAAAGAAAUAGAGCUGCAAAAAAGAGUGCAAUUGGGGGCAGGAACAAACAACAUAGAAAACAAAAAGUUUCUCAAGAACAAGAAGGUUGUCUGCCAUUAAACAAGCAAGCACAGUUAUAGUCAAGGCAGCUAAACUCAAGUUAGCCUAGCUCAAGUCAACCAAAAACAAAGACAAAGGCUUCCUCAACUCAGCCUGUAACACCCACAGUUCAACAACCACCCCUCCAAACUGGUGUUGUAACAAGGUCCAAGCUGCAAACCUUCAGCUAGUUAAACCUCACUCAGUGAUGUACUCAUGACUGCUUAGAAAACAUUGUGUCUGUUUAAUCUAUUUUGGUAGUUUUUCUAUGGCUUUGAUUGCCAUUUGCACAUUUGGAUACAUUAUUAUAGCUUUUGCAUGGCUUUGAUUGCCAUUAAAACAGUUUCAAGUAAGCUUCUUUUGUCAACCUAUAG
Messenger RNA from Chenopodium quinoa (quinoa), 1592 nucleotides. RefSeq lists its product as uncharacterized. The coding region runs from base 879 to 1259 and encodes 126 amino acids. Lineage: Eukaryota; Viridiplantae; Streptophyta; Magnoliopsida; Caryophyllales; Amaranthaceae. The transcript has 2 exons. The record is from RefSeq and is a predicted model, not a curated record.